This is a messenger RNA of Oncorhynchus keta (chum salmon), 1069 nucleotides long. Its product is annotated as L-2-hydroxyglutarate dehydrogenase, mitochondrial. Lineage: Eukaryota; Metazoa; Chordata; Actinopteri; Salmoniformes; Salmonidae. The record is from RefSeq and is a predicted model, not a curated record. The transcript is spliced from 7 exons. Bases 155 to 1069 code for a protein of 304 amino acids. Gene Ontology annotation, molecular function: (S)-2-hydroxyglutarate dehydrogenase activity; (S)-2-hydroxy-acid oxidase activity.
AGCUUCGCGUCAAGCAAGGAAUUUGAUUAUGACUUCCAUUGCAAGAGAAACCUUGUGGACAACUGCUGUUUAAAACAUAUUCACACAAUAUGUGUGCACGGCGAUUGAUGUUACUGUCAAAGCGAGUAUAGGUUGCUAUUCAAUCUCUGUCGAAAUGAUACGGACACUAAACAGCGCGUCAUUUGCUGCCUUAUUUGCAACGGUGCCAAAGUCCGCGACAUGCAGAACAGCUAGAAUACACAGUGCGUAUGAUGUGGCUGUGGUGGGUGGAGGCAUCAUGGGCCUGGCCUCAGCCAGAGAGCUCAUCCUCAGACACCCCACGCUUAGCUUCAUUCUGCUGGAGAAGGAGAAGGACCUGGCCAUCCACCAAAGUGGCCACAACAGUGGUGUGAUCCACAGUGGGAUUUACUACACCCCCGGGUCUCUGAAGGCCCGUCUCUGUGGCAAAGGGGCCGCUAUGGCCUACGAGUACCUGGACAAGAAAGGACUCCCCUAUAAGAGGUGUGGAAAGCUGAUCGUCGCUGUGGAGCGAGAGGAGAUUCCCAGGCUCAAAGCGCUGUACGAGCGAGGACAGAAGAACAACGUGCGUGACCUCACCAUGAUAGACGCCAAGGGGAUCCGAGAGAGGGAGCCCUACUGCAGGGGUCUGAUGGCCCUGGACUCUCCUUACACUGGCAUCGUGGACUGGAGGCUGGUGUCACUGGCAUAUGGCAAGGACUUCCAGGAGGCAGGAGGGACCGUGGUUACUGAAUAUGAGGCUAGUGACAUGGCCAUGGUGAAGGAAAGCCCCGCUGGCAACACGGACGGAAUGAAAUAUCCCAUCGCUAUCAGAGAUUCAAAGGGUACGGAGGUAAGGUGUCGGUAUGUGCUGACCUGUGGUGGUCUGUACUCUGACCGCCUCGCUCAGAUCUCUGGCUGCAGUCCAGACCCUCGCAUUGUCCCCUUCAGAGGAGAUUACCUGGUCCUGAAGCCUGAGAAACACUACCUGGUCCGGGGCAACAUCUACCCCGUAAGUCCUCUAGAACACCUUCUACCCCGUAAGUCCUCUAGAACGCUGUCUACCCCGUAA